UGCAAAGUAGUACUUGGUCAGUUAGUAAGUGUUGUGUGGACCUGGAUGCAAGGAUGGGUGACACUAAGUGCAGUAAUGGGAUUCAGCACCAGGGGUCAGCGAAGACUGAUGCCCAGCUGUUUGACGAGCAGUUCGAGGAGCUUGUGUCAGAGCUCGCAGAAAAAGACUUCACUGACCCUGUCCUCACAGAUGCCCUCAAAAGGCUGAGAGAGGUGCUGAGCUACAACGCCCCAGGAGGCAAAAGGAACCGAGGUCUGUCAGUGAUUGGCUCCUUGAGGGAAUUAGUCCCUCCCUCAGAACUGUCGCCUGAUGCUGUCCAGCGUGCGCUUCUGGUUGGCUGGUGCAUUGAACUGCUUCAGGCAUUCUUCCUGGUAGCGGAUGACAUAAUGGAUGCAUCUCUGACUCGGAGAGGACAGCCCUGCUGGUAUAAAAUUGAGGGAGUGGGUCUGGAUGCCAUCAAUGACGCGUUCCUCCUGGAGGGGGCAAUCUACAGGCUGCUCCGAAGGCACUGCAGGGAGCAACCCUACUAUACACACCUGCUGGAGUUGUUCACAGAGACCUCUUUCCAGACAGAACUGGGUCAGGCAUUGGACCUGAUGACAGCUCCCCCUAAUCAGAUUGACCUAAACCGUUUCACAAUGGAGAGAUAUAAAGCCAUAGUGAAGUACAAGACUGCCUUUUACUCCUUCUAUCUCCCUGUGGCUGCAGCAAUGUACAUGGCUGGAAUAAACAAUGAGGUGGAACAUAACAAUGCCAAAACCAUCCUACUGGAGAUGGGGGAGUUCUUUCAGAUACAGGAUGAUUACCUUGAUUGCUAUGGAGAUCCCGCCAUCACAGGCAAGAUUGGCACGGACAUCCAGGACAACAAGUGCAGCUGGCUGGUGGUGACUGCACUGGGAGUCAUGACCCCUGCACAGAGAGAAGAGCUGCAGUCCUGCUACGGGCGCAGCGAUGAGGCAAGCGUGGAACGUGUCAAGGCGCUCUAUGACACGCUGGGGAUGCCCGCCCUUUACCGGCAGCACGAAGAGGACAGCUACCAGCGCCUGCUGAAACUCAUCGAGUGUCACGCCAAAAACCUUCCCCAUGCCGUCUUCCUGAACUUUGCAAAGAAGAUCUACAAGAGAAACAAGUGAAGGGGCCGGAAGGAUUAGUGACCAAAUACCCUGGAUAGGACUGCUCCUAUCAAUGAUACAGUGAACAGAAAAUGUUAUCGUCAGGUACAGGGAAGGGGGGAACGCUAAUGGUGUGACACUACAUGCAAGUGUGACCCAGAGAGUGCAACAUCAUUAGCACUAUCACUGAUAUCUGUAAUUAUGUUAGAGAAAGAUAUAAAGGAGCAAGUGACUGUGCUUCAUAAAUUAGAGAAGCAAUCUGAAGAUCACUGGACAUAAUGCAGAUGAGCCAAGUUAACAUCCUAUUCGAGCUUUCUCCUGCAGUGAUUUAUGUUACAUGCGAUGUUAGUGGUGAUGUUAUCAUGAUUAAUCUGUAUUUGAUACAAAGAGCAUGAUUAUAGGGGAAUUGUUAGGUUCGCGCCUCACCUUUACACCUGAGUUUAAGCAUUUAAUCAUUAAUUUAUUUGAGACACAGCAUGGAGAAUGCAAAAAGGGAUGAAUGACAACCACCAACAGCUAAGGUGAAGUAUAGUGAAUGAAUUGUUUUUUAAUAAGUAUCCCUGUUCUGUGUCAUCUUGUCUAUAUCAAUGUCCUCUCUCUCUCUUUCCCUUUCUCAUUUUCUGUGUCCCACUUAAUUGCUCCAAUCUUU
Messenger RNA from Megalops cyprinoides (Indo-Pacific tarpon), 1761 nucleotides. It is a transcript of the gene fdps, whose product is annotated as farnesyl diphosphate synthase (farnesyl pyrophosphate synthetase, dimethylallyltranstransferase, geranyltranstransferase). The coding region runs from base 54 to 1133 and encodes 359 amino acids. NCBI's taxonomy places the organism in Eukaryota, Metazoa, Chordata, Actinopteri, Elopiformes, Megalopidae. Gene Ontology annotation, biological process: trans, trans-farnesyl diphosphate biosynthetic process. The record is from RefSeq and is a predicted model, not a curated record. Gene Ontology annotation, molecular function: (2E,6E)-farnesyl diphosphate synthase activity; dimethylallyltranstransferase activity. Gene Ontology annotation, cellular component: cytoplasm. The transcript is spliced from 10 exons.